AUUUCACCCUGUCUUCUUCUUCGUUCCCUGCCGACCUCACAAUCCAGAGACAGAGAGAGAGAGAGAGAGAGAGACAUCUUUGAUCCUUCUCUCUCGAAAGUAGAAACUACAAAAACUACAUAACUGUUUUUUGUCUUUGGUCCUGGUCUAGUCUCCAUCCAUCGCCAUAGCUUCUUCAUUCGGUUGUGACGUUUCUGCUGUCCUCCAUUAUUACCCUCCAUUGCCAAAUUCUCUACAUUUACCGCCUGUUUUAACCACUUUUCGAUUCCCCUCUCUACAUUCGCCGAUCCAUCUUCUCCAAAGGAUUCUUCCGUCUUUCUCUCCUUCUCCGGGCACUUACAUUGGGUAAUUGAUGGCGACGAAGCCCAAGGAGACCACUCCGAAGAAGGAUGGCGGCAACAAGAAGGUUAUAACAACCACAACAACCACCACCACUACCACAAAUCGGAACUUCCACCGCCAACAGAGUAGCACCGCCGCUGCGAAUCGCCACUCCCCAUCGUCCUCAUCGCCGACGGCGACGACAACAAACUCCUCCCCGCGAUCCGGCCCAAGCUACCUGAGGCCCACGGCGAGCUCCAAGCCCGACUCCCAAUCCAAAGCCACAUCCGGCGCCAAAACCAGCACAACCAAGCCAACCGACCAGAAGGCCGCCGCGGCAGCGACCCUGCGAAGGAGAUCGUUCGACAAGCCCGCUCCUUCCGCCGUCAAUUCCCGUCUGCAGAGGUCCGUCACUUCUCCCGAUCCCGCCGCCCGCUCACCCGCCCCGGUCAGGACUACCUCUUUUAGCCCCAAAACCGCCGGAGCCUCCUCCAGGGCCAAUUUCCAGAGAAGCGCCACCACUCUCCGCCCCAAUGCGAGCAAAACCAUCGCCGCCGUCGUGGCGGCGACCGCCAAGCAAAGAAGCGGCAGCCCUGCCAGGGGCAGAGCAGUACUUAAUCCCAACACCACCACCACCGCCGCCGCGACUAGUCGCGGCGGCGGCGGCGGUGUUGGCAAAAGUACCGGCGCAGGGAACCUUAGGGGUAAAAACAGAGCAACCACCGCUGGCCGCGGCGGCAAGGCGACGACGGCGGCGCGGGGGAAAUCAUCAGGCGCCGGUAAGCGGAACAAUACUAAUAAAGAGGAUGUAAAAGAGAGUUUGGGUAACGAGAUACAUCAGGCGAGCGAAGACGAGCAGGGCGUCAAUCCUGACAAUUUGGAGAUCGAGUCUCCGGCGAGCCCCCACAUUCCCAAAUCACCAUCACCACUUCCAUCGUCGCUUGAAAAAAUCAUUACCAGCGUCGAUGAUGAUCACGUUCAUGAAGUCCCCUCCAAGGAAUACGAUGUUGUCAUCGACAAUGUCAAUGGUCAGGAGGGAAAAGAUGACGGUGAGAAGGUCUUCUCUUCCGGUGAUACUCCAGCGGAUGAGAAGGUA
Molecule: messenger RNA, 1417 nt
Organism: Linum tenue
Lineage: Eukaryota; Viridiplantae; Streptophyta; Magnoliopsida; Malpighiales; Linaceae
Source: the annotation of a GenBank genome assembly